UAGGUCCCUUCAGCAUUGUUGUGUUCUACUUAACAUUUGUAUCCAAACACUGGAACUCCGGGCCAGGCUGGUAUAACUUGGAGGAGACAGAAGUUUGCGAGAAAUACUGGCUCAGGAACUUGCUCAUGGUGAAUUUCGACAUAAAACACAGUUGUCAAGCAAUCACUUGGUACGUGCCCUGUGACUAUCACCUCACAAUCCUGGGCACUCUCAUCUUCUUCUUCUAUCAGAAGAAAAGGAAGCUUGGCUAUACAGUGUUUGUAGCUGUGCUACUCCUGUCCAUGAUCGUUCCUGGAGUAUUGACGUACUGGCUUAAUUUCCAGGCUGUGAUUUUAUUGGAGUUUGGCAAGCACAUAAUGAACUACCGUGACACUUGGCAGUUCAACUACAUCUACACUCCGUUCUACAGCCGCGGCAGUCCGUACCUCGUGGGCAUCGCCAUGGGGUACCUCACAACCAUCUACAAACCUGCUGACUACAGGAAAUGUGUUCCUAAAACUUGGUCUAUAAUCGCUACGGCUGUGAGUGUGUGUGCCAUGCUGUUCACCAUGUCCAUAGCUUAUAUAAUCGUUUGCCGAGGGUAUGACACUCUGGAGGCUGCUAUCUUCGUAGGCACGAAGAGGAUCCUUUGGUCUGCUGCCAUCUGCUGCAUUAUAGGGAUGUGUGAAUAUGGAACUGUUCCUAUAGUCUCCAAUAUGCUGAGUUGGUCCGCGUUCACACCUCUAAGUCGGCUGUCCUACGGCAUUUACAUGGUCCACCCGCUAGUGAUACAGAAGUUCCAACUCUCUCAACGGUCGACUCACUUUUUCGAUUUCUAUUGUAUUUUUUUCAGCGCAGUAGGAGCAUCGGUUAUAUCAAUAGGGCUCAGUUACGCGAUGUGGCUGUUUGUGGAGGCGCCACUGAUCAACAUCACCAACCAGCUCUUGUUCAACAAACUAAAUGGAGCAGUUGGAGCUACUGCUACGAAUGGAACCCAACAUAGAAAUGGCGAUACUAAGACCAAAUCUUCGUAA
Molecule: messenger RNA, 1013 nt
Organism: Spodoptera frugiperda (fall armyworm)
Lineage: Eukaryota; Metazoa; Arthropoda; Insecta; Lepidoptera; Noctuidae
Product: O-acyltransferase like protein-like
Exons: 7
Coding region: 126-1013 (295 amino acids)
Molecular function (GO): acyltransferase activity, transferring groups other than amino-acyl groups
Source: RefSeq, a predicted model, not a curated record